Molecule: messenger RNA, 861 nt
Organism: Linum tenue
Lineage: Eukaryota; Viridiplantae; Streptophyta; Magnoliopsida; Malpighiales; Linaceae
Source: the annotation of a GenBank genome assembly
AUGGCGGCAUUCAGGUCAGAGUUCCAGCCGCGAAGCGACGACAUUCCCUUGACAUCCUUCCCCAAAACAGGAGCAACUUGGCUCAUGGCUCUCUGCCACAACAUCCUCCACCUCGAAGAAGACGACAACAUUCUGACAAAGAUGAAACCGCACGACGUCGUUCCCGCGCUCGACGUCGUUUACCUUGCGGAUCAAGUCCAACAUGCUCUGCUCGAUUCGGGUCGCACCACCGGCCGAUUGCUCCACACUCAUUUGCCUUACAGUUGCUUGUCGGAGGCCGUGAGGAACUCCGGGUGCAAGUUCGUGCACCUGGCCCGGAACCCGAAGGACAUGUUGGUGUCGAUGUGGCAUUUCUACAACAAGAUUGUAAAACUCAACCCGACGAUGCCUUCUGCCUCAUUCCCGAUGGAGGGAGCAGUGGAGAGCUUCUGCAGUGGGGUUCUGCCUUUCGGGCCCUUUUACGAACACGUGGUGGGCUACUGGGAAGAGAGCAAGAAGCGGCCGGACAAGGUGUUGUUUCUCAAGUACGAGGAGCUGCGUCGAGACCCCAAAGAGCAAGUGAGGAAGCUGGCUUCGUUUCUGGGGAAGCUGUUUUCCACGACGACAGCGGCCGAUGGAGAUGAUGAUGAUGAGGUGGUGGUGGAGAAAGUGUUGUGGCGUAGUAGCUUCGGUAGGCUCAAGGAGUUGGAAGUUAACAAGAAUGGUGUACUAGAGAUAGGCAAGGUACCAAAUGUCCACUUCUUCAGGAAAGGAACUGUGAGGGAUUGGAACAACUAUUUGACUCCCCAGAUGGCUGAACGAAUAGACCAACUCACACAAUUGAAGUUGCAGGGAAUUGGGCUUUCUCUUGAUGAUUUCUAA